Stereum hirsutum FP-91666 SS1 is the source of this 1839-nucleotide messenger RNA. RefSeq names its product metalloprotease. The transcript has 13 exons. The coding region runs from base 19 to 1839 and encodes 606 amino acids. The record is from RefSeq and is a predicted model, not a curated record. NCBI's taxonomy places the organism in Eukaryota, Fungi, Basidiomycota, Agaricomycetes, Russulales, Stereaceae. Gene Ontology annotation, molecular function: metalloendopeptidase activity; zinc ion binding.
AGUUGUCCCUCGAAAGUCAUGGUGUUUUCCUUCACCAAACUCUUUGGCUCUGUUUAUUUGGCUUUACUGGGUACCUCCGGGGCUGUCGCUGCUCCUUGGCCUUUAUCUACUAAGUACGGAACAACGCGUACGCGACUUGUAGGAAGAGAUUCUGGUCUGCAGCUGGUCACUUUCCACCCGGCGUCGGCGUUCGAAACGUUCGGUGUGGAGGGUUUGGACCACCCUCUGGCUACUCGCGUAGACGGCUUCGACUUAAACGACGCUGCUCUCUCCUUCGUGCAGUCCAAACUCGGUAUUUCUCAGGACGCCGUGACGUUGAAGUCAAGCUUCGCUGGUGAAGUAGCUCAGCACGCGUUUGUUAGGCAACAACACGAUGGUAUUCCGUUCGCGAACGCUGUCGCCAACGUGGCCUUCAAAAUGGACGGAAAAGUCGCUUCAUUCGGCUCUUCGUUCGUGACACCAAGUACAAUGCCGUCUUCUUCCCCCUCAGUCUCCCUCGAGGACGCCAUCAGCACCGCCGAACAAACGCUCUCCGGCACUUAUAACUCUGACAUAGCAGCAAGACUCGAAUUCCUAGCCCUCGAGGAUGGAAGUGUCGCGCUCACACACGCCUUUCAUAUCCAGAACGAUACGACUGGCGAUUGGUUCGAUGCGUUCGUGGAUGCACAUGAGAAUAAGGUUUUGUCGAUUACGGACUUUGUGGCGAGGGCUUCGUUCCUCGUAUUGCCUAUCGAUGAGGAGGAUUUGACGGAAGGGUUCCAGACGAUCACAGAUCCUAUGGACACGACUGCUUCGCCUUAUGGCUGGAACAGCCUCGAUGGCACGACUGUUAGCACUGACACUUCCGGAAAUAAUGCCGUUUCAUGGAAAACCGACGAGACCACCGGCACAACCCCCGAGUCCUCCACCGGCCUCAACUUCGCGUACGUUCAGGACCCAAGCGCAGACCCUACGACCGCUACCAAUGUCAACGCCGCCGUGACCAACGCGUUUUACGUCGUCAAUACAAUUCACGAUAUUUCUUAUCUGUAUGGGUUCACGGAGGCGGCGUUCAACUUCCAGGAUAAUAAUUUUGGUAAGGGAGGAACCGCUGGGCCGGAUAGGGUUACGAUUAGCGUGCAGGAUUCGCUGUUCACCGAUAACUCGGCUUUCACGACGCUUCCUGAUGGUCUCUCUGGACGUAUGAGGAUGUUCCUCUGGACUUACACAUCGCCCGAACGCGAUGGUGCCCUAGAGAACGACAUCGUCAGUCAUGAGAACACACAUGGGAUCACUAACCGAAUGACCGGUGGUGGAAAUGCCGACUGUUUACAGUCUACUGAGUCUGCUGGCUUGGGCGAGGGAUGGUCGGAUGCUAUGGCGGAUUGGUUGGAACAAGAUGGCCCUGAUGUCGCUGACUUUGUCCUUGGUCAGUACGUUAUGAACAACACUGCUGGUAUCAGGUCGCACCCAUACUCGACGUCGACGACUACGAACCCUCUUACGUACGGUAGUGUUGCCGCCCUCGACGAAGUACAUGAUAUCGGUGAAAUCUGGGCGAAUAUGCUGCAUAACAUGCUAGCCUCUCUCGUUGACGCACACGGCUUCUCUUCUACAGCUCGUACUGACCCAACUGGAAGCGAAGGGAACACCGUCUUCCUCCACCUCUUCAUAGACGCUCUGCCCCUGCAACCUUGCAACCCCACCUUCGUAACCGCCCGUGACGCUAUCAUCCAAGCCGACGCGAACCGCUACAACGGAACAAAUACCUGUAUCCUUUGGAAUGCGUUUGCCAGUCGUGGCUUGGGUGUCAAUGCUGCGAACUAUGUCGAUGAUAUGACUGUGCCGGAUGGGUGCUGA